Molecule: messenger RNA, 6399 nt
Organism: Heterocephalus glaber (naked mole-rat)
Lineage: Eukaryota; Metazoa; Chordata; Mammalia; Rodentia; Bathyergidae
Gene: Hcn4
Product: hyperpolarization activated cyclic nucleotide gated potassium channel 4
Biological process (GO): regulation of membrane depolarization; sodium ion transmembrane transport; potassium ion transmembrane transport
Cellular component (GO): HCN channel complex; dendrite; membrane
Molecular function (GO): voltage-gated potassium channel activity
Source: RefSeq, a predicted model, not a curated record
GGGUCCCUGCGCCGGGCUGGCCCCGAGGAGGCGCAGCGCGUUGAGCGGGGCGCACGAGCAUGGGCUCCUAAGCGGCCCGCGCGCGGCGGAGGACGCGAACCCAAGGCGGGCGGAGCGGCCCCAGCCCGGCUGCGGGCACCAUGGACAAGCUCCCGCCGUCCAUGCGCAAGCGGCUCUACAGCCUCCCGCAGCAGGUGGGGGCCAAGGCGUGGAUCAUGGACGAGGAGGAGGACGCCGAGGACGAGGGUGCCGGGGGCCGUCAGGACCCGCGCCGCAGGAGCAUCCGGCUGCGGCCGCUGCCCUCGCCCUCGCCCUCGCCCUCGGCGGCUGCGGAGUCUCGGGGCGCGGCCCUCGGGGCGGCGGACAGCGAUGCGCCGGGCCGCAGCGCGGCCAAGUCCAGCACCAACGGCGACUGCAGGCGCUUCCGCGGGAGCCUGGCCUCGCUGGGCAGCCGGGGCGGCGGUGGGGCGGGGGGUGGCGGCAGCCACGGGCACCUGCAUGACUCCGCCGAGGAGCGGCGGCUCAUCGCCGAGGGUGACACGUCCCCCGGCGAGGACAGGACGCCCCCAGGCCUGGCAGCCGAGCCCGAGCGCCCAGGUGCCGCGGCGCAGCCCGCAGCCUCCCCGCCACCCACCCAGCACCCAGCCUCGGCCUCCCUCGAGCAGCCCGCGGCGGACACCGCGAUCAAAGUGGAGGGAGGCGCGGCCGCCAGCGAUCAGAUCCUCCCGGAGGCCGAGGUGCGCCUGGGCCAGGCCGGCUUCAUGCAGCGCCAGUUCGGAGCCAUGCUCCAGCCCGGGGUCAACAAAUUCUCUCUGAGGAUGUUCGGCAGCCAGAAAGCCGUGGAGCGUGAGCAGGAGAGAGUGAAGUCCGCCGGGUUCUGGAUUAUCCACCCCUACAGCGACUUCAGAUUUUACUGGGACCUGACCAUGCUGCUGCUGAUGGUGGGAAACCUGAUCAUCAUCCCCGUGGGCAUCACCUUCUUCAAGGAUGAGAACACCACACCCUGGAUUGUCUUCAAUGUGGUAUCAGACACUUUCUUCCUCAUCGACUUGGUCCUCAACUUCCGCACAGGAAUCGUGGUUGAGGACAACACAGAGAUCAUCCUGGACCCACAGAGGAUUAAAAUGAAGUACCUGAAAAGCUGGUUUGUGGUGGACUUCAUCUCCUCCAUCCCCGUGGACUACAUCUUCCUCAUUGUGGAGACGCGCAUUGACUCUGAGGUUUACAAGACCGCCCGGGCCCUGCGCAUUGUCCGCUUUACCAAGAUCCUCAGCCUCCUGCGCCUCCUGCGUCUCUCCCGCCUCAUUCGAUAUAUUCACCAGUGGGAAGAGAUCUUCCACAUGACCUAUGACCUGGCCAGCGCUGUGGUGCGCAUCGUGAACCUCAUCGGCAUGAUGCUCCUGCUCUGCCACUGGGACGGCUGCCUGCAGUUCCUGGUGCCCAUGCUGCAGGACUUCCCCAGUGAUUGCUGGGUGUCCCUCAAUGACAUGGUGAACAACUCCUGGGGGAAGCAGUACUCCUACGCCCUCUUCAAGGCCAUGAGCCACAUGCUGUGCAUCGGGUAUGGGAAGCAGGCGCCCGUGGGCAUGUCUGACGUCUGGCUCACCAUGCUCAGCAUGAUCGUGGGUGCCACCUGCUAUGCCAUGUUCAUUGGCCAUGCCACCGCCCUCAUCCAGUCCCUGGACUCCUCCCGCCGCCAGUACCAGGAGAAGUAUAAGCAGGUGGAGCAGUACAUGUCCUUCCACAAGCUCCCGCCUGACACUCGGCAGCGCAUCCACGACUACUAUGAGCACCGCUACCAGGGCAAGAUGUUUGAUGAAGAGAGCAUUCUGGGCGAGUUGAGCGAGCCACUGCGGGAGGAGAUCAUUAACUUUAACUGCCGGAAGCUGGUGGCUUCCAUGCCACUGUUUGCCAACGCGGACCCCAACUUUGUGACAUCCAUGCUGACCAAGCUACGCUUUGAGGUAUUCCAGCCCGGGGACUACAUCAUCCGUGAGGGCACCAUUGGCAAGAAGAUGUACUUCAUCCAGCACGGCGUGGUCAGCGUGCUCACCAAGGGCAACAAAGAGACUAAGCUGGCUGACGGCUCCUAUUUUGGAGAGAUCUGCCUGUUGACCCGGGGCCGGCGCACGGCCAGUGUGAGGGCCGACACUUACUGCCGCCUGUACUCGCUGAGUGUGGACAACUUCAACGAGGUGCUGGAGGAGUACCCCAUGAUGCGACGGGCCUUCGAGACCGUGGCACUGGACCGCCUGGACCGCAUCGGCAAGAAGAACUCCAUCCUCCUCCACAAAGUCCAGCAUGACCUCAACUCAGGAGUCUUCAAUUACCAGGAGAAUGAGAUAAUCCAGCAGAUUGUACAGCACGACCGUGAGAUGGCCCACUGUGCACACCGAGUCCAAGCUGCCGGCUCUGCCACCCCGACCCCCACGCCUGUCAUCUGGACUCCACUGAUCCAGGCACCGCUGCAGGCCGCUGCCGCCACCACGUCUGUGGCCAUCGCCCUCACCCACCACCCUCGCCUGCCUGCUGCCAUCUUCCGCCCUCCACCAGGACCUGGGCUAGGCAACCUUGGGGCUGGGCAGACGCCCAGGCAUCUGAAGAGGCUGCAGUCCCUGAUCCCGUCGGCACUGGGCUCUGCCUCACCCGCCAGCAGCCCGUCCCAGGUGGACACUCCAUCCUCCUCCUCCUUCCACAUCCAACAGCUGGCUGGGUUUUCUGCGCCCGCUGGACUGAGCCCCCUCCUGCCGUCCUCCAGCUCUUCCCCGCCACCCAGGGCCUGUGGCUCCCCACCAGCCUCCACACUGUCCUGUGCCGCAGCUGCCACCACCACGGCUGGGUUUGGCCACUUCCACAAGGCGCUGGGUGGCUCCUUGUCCUCCUCUGACUCCCCGCUCCUUACCCCACUGCAGCCGGGCGCCCGCUCCCCACAGGCCGCCCAGCUGCCACCCCUGCUGCCGGGUGCCCGGGGAGGCCUGGGACUCCUGGAGCACUUCCUGCCACCCCCGCCCUCAUCCAGGUCCCCAUUGUCCAGCCCUGGGCAGCUGGGCCAGCCUCCUGGGGAGUUGUCCCCAGGGCUGGCCGCUGGCCCACCAAGUACACCAGAAACACCCCUACGGCAGCCUGAGCGACCAUCCUUUGUGGCGGGGCCUUCUGGGGGGGCUUCCCUGGUAGCCUUUACCCCCCGAGGAGGCUUCAGUCCCCCCAGCCACAGCCCAGGCCCCCCAAGAACUUUCCCCAGUGCCCCGCCCCGGGCUUCUGGCUCCCAUGGCUCCUUGCUCCUGCCACCUGUAUCCAGCCCUCCCCCAGCCCAGGUCCCGCAGCGCCAGGGCACACCUCCCCUCACCCCUGGCCGCCUCACCCAGGACCUCAGGCUCAUCUCCGCCUCUCAGCCAGCUCUCCCCCAGGAUGGGGCACAGACUCUCCGCCGAGCCUCCCCACACUCCUCGGGGGAGUCUGUGGCCGCCUUCCCGCUUUUCCCCAGGGCCGGGGCUGGCAGCGGGGGCCUUGGUCCUCCUGGGAGGCCCCCUGGUGCCACACCCGGCCAGCAUGUCACCCUGCCUCGGAAGACAUCCUCAGGUUCUCUGCCACCCCCUCUUUCUUUGUUUGGGGCAAGAGCCACAUCUUCUGGGGGGCCCCCUCUGACUGCUGCAACCCAGAGGGAACCUGGGGCCAGGUCUGAGCCAGUGCGUUCCAAACUGCCGUCCAAUCUAUGAGUGGGGCCCUCCCUCCCCUCUUUCUUCCCCCUCCCUUCUUUCUUUCAGGUUUAACUGUGAUUAGGAGAUAUACCAAUAACAAUAAUAAUUAUCAUUAAAAAACCCCACACACACCCCAGAAAAAACAAAAGACAGCAGAAAAUAACCAGGUAUUCUUUAGAGCUAUAGAUUUUUGGUCACUUGCUUUUAUAGACUAUUUUAAUACUCAGCACUAGAGGGAGGGAGGGACGGGGGAGCAGGCAAGGCCCAGAGGCAGAAGCCGGAGGAAGACAGGAGGGGACUUUGGGGCGGGGUGGGUGGAGGUGACCCUUGUUGGGGUUCCUGCAGCAGACCUGUCAUUGUAUUCACUUUGGAGCAAGAGCUCCCGUCAGCCCCUUGGGUGUGAACUUGGAGCCCCACUCUGAUGGGACUCCAGGAAGGGACUGCCUUGGGUGUUUUUCUGGGGACCCUCAGACUCUUGAGUCCUUGGGACAAGGGACAAACUCGGGCCAGGGCCCCAAGGGCCUUGCGUUUUUUUCUACUGUAACUGUAGCGAGAUAAUGUAUAUGAAUAUGUCUAUGUAUAUGUAUGUAAGAUGUGUAUAUGUAUAGCUAUGUAGCGCUCUGUAGAGCCAUGUAGAUAGCGACUCACACGUGCGCACAUGCGUGUGCGAUCCAGUUUCACCCUGUUGCCAGGAUACCCAGGUCACCUCACAUCCAGCAAUCAGCCGUGGCUCUCAGGCUGGGCGCUGCAGGCUCUGGGGGACAUUCUCUCUCAGUCCUCAGGAAAGAGGACCCCCAGGACCUCCAGCAGGCUCCCUUUUUCCCAUCUCGGGGCCCAUGUCCAGCCCCAGCCCCAGCCCAGCCUCUCUGAAUGUGGAAGCAGAAGACUCCCGGCUGAGCUUCUCUCUUCCCAGGGUCCCAAGCACACUCUGUCUCCUCCGUGUCCCUUGGUUUUCCCAGCUGCACAGCGGGAGGCGAGGGAGCUUCUAUUUAUUGAGUCCUCUUUGUGCCAAGCACUGGUUUUGCACUUUACACAUUAACUCCUUCAGUUUCACAAAGGCUGUGAGGUAGGUACUUUGAUUCUCCCCAUUUCACAGAUGAGGAAAUUGAGUUCGGGGUAAUUUUCCCAGAAUCACGGCAGUAGCAGUGGCAGAGCUGAGACUGACUAGAGGUUCGAAUCCAUCCUGGCUGAAGCCAAAGCCUAUGUCCCUUCCAUCAGAAACUGUAUUCGGGGCUGGGGAUGUAGCUCAGUGGCACCACACCUGCCUCCCAAGCAUAAGGUCCUAAGUUUGAUCCCCAGUACCGGAAAAAAAAAAGAAAACUGUGUUUGAUGGUCCCCAAGCAAGGUGUGGAGGGAAGAGAUCCAAGUUUAGCAACAGUUAGGUCUGGGUUCAAAUUCCAGCCCUGCCACUUAGCUGUGUGACCUUGGGCAAGUUAUCUGACCUUUCUGAGUCUCUUACCUCAUUUGUAAAAUGAGAAUAAUUAUGGUACUGCCUCACAAAAACCUAUGAGGACCAGAGAAGAAAAAGAAUGUGAAAUGCCCAGCCCAGUGCCUGGCACACAGCAUAGUAGGUGCUCAAUAAAUCACAUUUCUUCUGCUCUUCCUCAUGUACCCAGCCCAUUACUCCUGUGAGCUAUGGUGAAAACCCAGGGAGCUUUGAAUGAGGGCUCCAAGACUUAAAAUCUCAGGACUCAGGAGGUGGCUGGACCUCCCUAAGGGCCCAAGAAAGGUAUGGGGGUGCAGUUGGGCCAGACCUUGAGACGUGGAAGAGCUGGAGGAGGGCAGGGAGGGAGGAGGGGCAGGGGGUUGGAACGCACAGUGAGAGGUUGCUGGGUGGAUGUGGGGUUUGGAGCAGCUUUGGGAGCAGAUCCAUAGCUGGGGGGUCAGAGGGAGGGUCUAGCACGCUACAUCAAGGGGGUGAGUUGUGCUUGGUUCUGAGGGCGACCAGGAGCCACAGGCAGAUUCCCAUGGAAAAGCAGCUCAGAUGCCUCCUGGGGCUCUCCCGGCCUCCCCAGCAGGACCCCCGCAGAACCAAGGUCAAGCAGAGGUGGGUCUGGCUGCAGGACUGGAAUAGCGCAGAGGGCUGACCCUACCAUGUCCAUGCAGAGCUCACAAUAGGCCAGGGUAUUGGCCCAGUCCGGCUUGGUUCUGCACCGUCCCAGGACGUGAGGCAGGCUGGAUUCUCUGUGAUGGGCUGGGGGCCGGGGGGCUGCAGGCAAUAACCCAGGAGACAAGGGGCGAAGCUCUGUGAUCCUUGGUCCUAGUUCCUCCUGGACUAGAGAAGCUUUGUAGGCCCAGGAGUCCUUCAGACCUGCAAGGAUUUAAACGGCUGCAGCCUGAGUUGUGUGUGCCCCAUUCCCCCACCCCCAAGGAAGGCAGCUCAGAGAGGACAGCAGGACUUGAUCCAAACCGGUCUAGUCUUGGAGGUGGCAGAAAUGGAAAUGGAGGGUCCGGGCCACAAGGAGUGAGGAGCCCCUUGCCAUCAGGGCCUGGCCUAGUCACCCUCUUCUCUAUUCACAUGCAUUUUAUAAAAGCUCUGACCCACCCCAGGCACUCCUCUGGGACUGUGAGGCGGCCCAGUCCAGCCUGUGGGCACUCCCAUCCCAUCUCCCACGAGCAAUUUUCAAAUCUUCCACUUUUAAAACAGAUAACGGUGAAUGCGCCGUAUUGUAUAUUUUAUUUAAAUAAAAAAAUUCCAGCA